AUGUCACAACCCACUUCGGAACCCAAAGAGUCCCCCGCUGCCGCUGCUGCUGGUUCAGCAGACACAACACCGGCUCCGAGGAGGGCGUCAAGGACAGGCUGGUUCGACGUCCCAGCGCCUCUGGCCCGGCUGUUUAGAAGGUUCCCGCUUGUCACAUAUCCCGCCAACCACUUGCCGGUUCGAUCUCCGACGCAUCGCCACCUCCCGACGCUUUACGUGUUUUCCUCCGACUACGAUGCUGUACGAGGACUGCCAAGCUUUAAUCCUUCUUGUCUGAAGUGGCAGACGUUUCUGAAGCUAGCCGGAGUCGAGUUCCGGAUAAUAUCAUCCACCAACCAUGCGUCACCCACAGGUGCAUUGCCGUUCCUGAUCCCUCCCUCAUCGUCCGGCGAUAGCGGCUCUCAAGUCCCCGUGCCCUCGAAUAAGUUGGAACGAUAUGCGCUGGACCAUGGCGCACAAAAGGUGCCUGAUAUAGACACAUUGCGCCUCGAGGCGUACCAAUCGCUACUCGACCACCGGAUACGAAAUGCUUGGCUAUAUACUCUCUACCUAUCACCCGCCAACUCGCAGCUUCUGUCCAAGCUCUACGUGACACCCGUAUCCGCAACGGGCCUUGUCCAGAUGACCGUUCGAUACCAGCUACAACGUGCUGCAGAGGCAGAGAUACUACAGUCUGUGGGGGCAGUCAAGGUAGACCCCGAGGUUCUGUACAGGGACGCGGAGCAAGCAUUCGAUGCCCUCGCGGCCGCGCUGGGGUCGGGCGACUGGUUCUUUGGAAACUCGGGACCAGGCCUCUUCGACGCAGCCUUGUUUGCUUUCACGCACCUGCUGCUGGAUGAGUCUCUGCCUUGGGUGGAUACUCGCCUAGGCGACUCGUUGCGUAAGUUCAAGAACUUGGUCGACCAUAGAGACUGGAUAUUGGCCAAGUGCUGGCCUGAAUUGAGCGCCCAGUGA
Molecule: messenger RNA, 954 nt
Organism: Pestalotiopsis fici W106-1
Lineage: Eukaryota; Fungi; Ascomycota; Sordariomycetes; Amphisphaeriales; Sporocadaceae
Exons: 2
Coding region: 1-954 (317 amino acids)
Biological process (GO): mitochondrion organization
Cellular component (GO): SAM complex
Source: RefSeq, a predicted model, not a curated record